Molecule: messenger RNA, 544 nt
Organism: Rhododendron vialii
Lineage: Eukaryota; Viridiplantae; Streptophyta; Magnoliopsida; Ericales; Ericaceae
Product: mitochondrial import inner membrane translocase subunit TIM8-like
Exons: 2
Coding region: 136-381 (81 amino acids)
Source: RefSeq, a predicted model, not a curated record
AAUCUAAAACAUAAUGGGCUUCAUACCGACAUCGACCACAGCUUUCCUCUUCUUCUUCUUUUUCGACGAUCUGGGAGCGGCGUCUUUCUAGGGUUUUAGUAGGGUUUCAACUACCUUCUUCGCUCACUACCUUCAAUGGACCCUUCUUCUCUAAACUCUGCCGAACUCCAGCACUACAUCAACAAAGAGAAAGAAAAGGCUAUGGUUAAUGAAAUGGUGGCAAAGCUUACAAGCGUGUGCUGGGACAAAUGCGUCACAAGUACUCCUGGAAGCAAGUUCAGCUCCAGCGAAUCGUCUUGCCUCUCAAACUGUGCUCAGCGCUAUCUUGAUAUGAGUCUAAUUAUCAUGAAACGCUUUCAGUCCAUGAAUUCCAUGCACUGAAGGCCGCAGACAUUGUCUCCCAUCUUCUCCCCGGAUUUAAAGAUAAUGGCUUCUAUUCAUUUCAUGUUAAACAGUUGAAAGUUUUUUGUAUUGCAGUACUACUAAAGCCUCCUGUUUUAUUUAAAUAUUUUAGCACUCAGAGAUAAGUAUACUUCUUGAUCAA